Messenger RNA from Nanorana parkeri, 3843 nucleotides. RefSeq names its product ELKS/RAB6-interacting/CAST family member 1 (gene ERC1). Gene Ontology annotation, cellular component: cytoskeleton of presynaptic active zone. The record is from RefSeq and is a predicted model, not a curated record. Gene Ontology annotation, biological process: neuromuscular synaptic transmission; regulation of synaptic plasticity; maintenance of presynaptic active zone structure. The coding region runs from base 260 to 3619 and encodes 1119 amino acids. NCBI's taxonomy places the organism in Eukaryota, Metazoa, Chordata, Amphibia, Anura, Dicroglossidae. Gene Ontology annotation, molecular function: structural constituent of presynaptic active zone. The transcript is spliced from 19 exons.
ACGGCGUCCCAGCUGGGACAUUCAGCUCGGCUGGGGAAAGCGCACGUCACAGCCCGAUCCGCUCUCCGCCCUGGACCGGAGUGAGGGGAGCGGGGACAGCUGAGCAGGUCACAGAAUUUGUGCGUCUUUCAAACAUGGGAAAUUCAUCUAUAUUCAUGAACUGCUGAUCAUCUUACACUACCUGCCAAAAAAAUCCUCACAAGUGGCCAUUCCUCCCUCCAAUUUCAGAAGCUAGCUGUCCCCAUCGCCUCUCAGAGCCAUGUAUGGAAGUUCUCGUUCUGUCGGGAAGCUGGAAUCCAGCAGCCAAAGCCCUGGACGCUCCCCACGGCUUCCCCGUUCGCCACGCCUGGGCCAUCGUCGUACUAACAGCACCGGUGGCAGCUCUGGCGGUGUCCCUGGUGGAGGCAGCAGUAAAACCUUGUCCAUGGAAAAUAUCCAGUCUCUGAAUGCGGCGUACGCCACUGCCUCUCCCAUGUAUCUCAGUGACCAUGAAAAUGUGGGGGUAGAAACGCCGAAGAGCACCAUGACCCUGGGCCGUUCUGGGGGCAGGCUGCCCUACGGGGUGAGGAUGACAGCCAUGGGAAGCAGCCCGAACAUUGCCACCAGUGGGGUGUCCAGUGAUGCCAUUGCCUUUGGAGAUCACCAGAUUCCGCCAGUCAGCAUGGCAUCAACCGUUCCCCAUUCUCUGCGCCAAGCCAGGGACAACACCAUUAUGGACCUUCAAACCCAACUAAAAGAGGUUCUAAGGGAAAAUGACCUUCUCCGAAAGGACGUGGACGUGAAAGAAAGCAAGUUGAGUUCGUCCAUGAACAGCAUCAAGACUUUUUGGAGUCCAGAGCUGAAGAAGGAACGGGCAUUACGCAAGGAUGAGGUGUCAAAGAUCUCCGUGUGGAAGGAGCAGUACCGGGUGGUCCAGGAGGAUAAUCAGCACCUACACAUGACGGUUCAGGCGUUGCAGGAUGAGCUGCGAAUCCAGCGAGACCUCAACCACCUCUUCCAGCAGGACAGCGGCGGGAGGUCCAAGGAACUGUUUACCGGCGAGUUGACCGAGGAUAACUUCCGCAUCCUCCAUACGGAGCACGACCGCCAGGCCAAGGAGCUUUUCCUGCUGCGGAAGACGCUGGAGGAGAUGGAGCUAAGGAUCGAGACUCAGAAACAGACUCUGAACGCCAGGGACGAAUCCAUCAAAAAGCUGCUGGAGAUGCUGCAGAGCAAAGGGAUCUCCUCAAAGGUGAUGGAUGAGGACCACGAGAGGACCAGGAGGCUGGCCGAGGCCGAGAUGCAUGUCCACCAUCUGGAGAGCCUGCUUGAUCAGAAGGAGAAGGAGACCAACAUGUUGAGAGAGGAAAUCCACCGGCGCUUCGAAAAUGCCCCAGAUUCUGCCAAGACGAAGGCCCUGCAGACCGUUAUCGAAAUGAAGGACUCUAAGCUCACGUCGAUGGAGAGAGGACUGAGGGAUCUGGAGGAUGAGAUCCAAAUGCUAAAGUCCAACGGAGCUUUGUCUACUGAAGAGCGCGAAGAGGAGAUAAAACAAAUGGAGGUCUACCGGAGUCACUCCAAGUUCAUGAAGAACAAGGUAGAGCAGCUGAAAGAGGAGCUGAGCGCCAAGGAGAGCCAGGCGGAGGAGCUGAAGAAGAAAGUUUCAGCUCUGCAGACGGAGCUGUCUGGCAUUGGGCAGGUCAAGCAGGAGCUCUCUCGUAAGGACACAGAGCUGCUGGCGCUGCAGACCAAACUGGAAACCCUCAACAAUCAGUUUUCAGACAGCAAACAGCAUGUGGAGGUCCUCAAAGAAUCGCUUACCGCAAAGGAGCAGCGAGCGGCCAUUUUGCAGACUGAGGUGGACGCUCUUCGUUUGCGCCUGGAGGAGAAAGAGACAAUGCUGAACAGAAAGACGAAACAGAUCCAGGAAAUGUCCGAAGAGAAAGGCACCUUAUCCGGCGAGAUCCAUGACCUCAAGGACAUGCUGGACGUCAAGGAGAGAAAAGUAAACGUGCUGCAGAAGAAAAUCGAGAACCUACAGGAGCAACUCCGGGACAAGGAGAAGCAGCUGAGCAGCUUGAAGGAGAGAGUCAAAUCACUACAGGCAGACACUAGUAAUACAGACACUGCACUGACCACCCUGGAGGAGGCACUGGCAGAGAAGGAGAGAAUCAUACAGACAAUAAUAAUUAAAAAAAAAAAAAACUGUUCCAGCCAAUGUAAAGAUGAAGAAAUAAAUGAAAAUAUUUUUGGGGUAAAGUUCUUCUCUAAUGUAUUGGGGUCGCUGUCUUCUCCACAGUCCUCACUUCUCGAUCUUAAGGAACAUGCUUCCACCCUGGCCUCCUCUGGCCUUAAGAAGGACUCUAGACUGAAGAGCUUGGAGAUCGCCCUGGAGCAGAGGAAGGAGGAAUGUCUGAAGCUGGAGAACCAGCUGAGGAAGGCUCAGGACGCGACACAGGAGGUCAAAUCCAACCCAGAGGUGAACGAGCGGGUGCAAGAGAUGGAGAAGGAGGUGGCAAGGUAUCGGGAGGAAGCCAGUAAGUCGCAGGCUGAGGUGGAUCGGCUGCUGGAGAUCCUGAAGGAGAUGGAAAAUGAAAAGAACGAGAAGGACACAAAGAUUGCAGAGCUGGAGAGGCAAGUAAAAGAUCAGAAUAAAAAGGUUGCGACAUUAAAGCACAAGGAGCAAGUAGAGAAGAAGAAGAACGCACAGCUUUUCGAGGAGGCGCGAAGGAGGGAGGACAAUCUGACCGACAGCUCGCAGCACCUUCAGGACGUCAUGCAGCAGAAAGAUGAUCGCAUCGAAGAGCUGGAAGAGGCUCUGCGGGAAAGCGUACAGAUCACCGCGGAACGUGAAAUGGUUCUGGCCCAGGAGGAGUCAGCAAGGGUCAACACUCAGAAGCAGGUGGAGGAGCUGAUGAUGGCGAUGGAGAAGGUAAAGCAAGAACUGGAGUCCAUGAAAGCCAAGUUGUCCUCCACUCAGCAGUCACUGGCCGAGAAGGAAAUCCACCUAACCAGCCUCCGUUCUGAACGCCGCAAACACCUGGAAGAGGUGCUGGAGAUGAAGCAGGAAGCCCUUCUGGCCGCCAUCAGCGAAAAGGAUGCCAAUAUUGCACUGCUGGAGCUGUCCUCCUCCAGGAAGAAGAAGACGCAGGAAGAAGUGGCGUCUCUGAAGAGGGAGAAGGACCGACUGGUUCAGCAGCUUAAGCAGCAGACGCAGAACAGGAUGAAAUUGAUGGCGGAUAACUAUGAAUCAGACCACUUGAAGUCUUCUGCCCAGUCCAACCAAACCAACCACAAGCCCUCCCCAGAUCAGAUGAUCCAGCCCCUCCUAGAACUCGACCAAAACCGCAGCAAACUCAAACUAUACAUUGGGCACCUGACUGCCCUGUGCCACGACAGAGACCCCCAGAUUCUGAAUGCACUUCACCCGCCCGAAUCCUACCACCUGGACGACAACCAGGCAGCUUGGGAGCAGAAGCUGCAGACGCUGACCGCCGAACAGCUAAGCGAAGAAUUAGAGAAAUGCGAGCAUGAAAGUGCGGAACUGCAAGAGUUUGCCAACACCAUCCUGCAACAGAUCGCAGAUCACUGCCCCGACAUCCUGGAACAAGUUGUCAAUGCCUUGGAAGAGUCGUCAUGACCUCACCCAUCCCGGGUAGCAAAGGACGUCCCGCGCGGCCCUGUUACAUGGACACAGUGUUAGUCGAUUACUUUUUUGUUUUCUUUUCCCCCCCCACUGCCCAGGUGGGGGCCUGCACACACAGCCUUGCACUGCCUGUCGGCUCACUGCGCGCUUUCAAUCGCAGCGGCUGACCCGUCUCACGGAGUUCUGGGGUGGCAGCAUUGAUCCCUUAGGACCAAAAA